Molecule: messenger RNA, 1080 nt
Organism: Salvia miltiorrhiza (redroot sage)
Lineage: Eukaryota; Viridiplantae; Streptophyta; Magnoliopsida; Lamiales; Lamiaceae
Exons: 6
Coding region: 313-882 (189 amino acids)
Source: RefSeq, a predicted model, not a curated record
UAAAAUGAGUAAUUGGGUUUAAUAAAAUUCAAAAUAAAAAACAGAAAGUGGCAAAUCCUUCUGUUAGCGAUGUGACUGUGACCCAUUCACGAACACUCGUGCAUCAAUUUUCCAACAUUUUGUGACACAUUUCUAAAAUAUGCCAAAUCUAUCCCCUCUCUCUCUCUCUCUCUCCUGAUUAUUGCCUUGAAGGGGGAAGAACAAACGCACGAGGCCCGUAGCUGAGGCAAUAAGAUCUUGAUCCGUAAAAGCCCAUUUCUAUGCGUUAUUGAAUUCAACAAAAGCAACUGAAGAAACUAGACACGUAAUUCGAUGGAGGUUCGAGAUGAGAGCGAUACUCAAUCGCGCCAUCAUCAGGAGCAACAAUCACCAACCACCCCCUCCUCCAAGCAACUCAAUUCUUCUCCCAAUCAUGUCGAUACCAAUUCCGUUACCCAAAGGUUGCAGAAGGAGCUUAUGGCUCUAAUGAUGAGUGGUGGAGAUCUGGGAGUAUCGGCCUUCCCUGACGGGGAGAGCAUAUUUACGUGGACUGGCACAAUUGAAGGCGGCAAAGGAACUAUGUACGACGGUCUGUCUUACAAACUUUUGCUGCGCUUUCCACUAGAUUAUCCUUUCAAGCCUCCUCAAGUCAAGUUUGAGACUGCAUGCUUCCAUCCAAAUGUCGACCAAUUUGGGAAUAUUUGUUUGGACAUUCUUCAGGAUAAGUGGUCUUCAGCAUAUGAUUGCAGAACGAUUCUCUUGUCCAUCCAGAGCCUACUAGGAGAACCCAAUACUCAGAGCCCUCUCAAUGCGUCUGCUGCUUUGCUCUGGAAGAACCAGGAAGAGUACAGAAAAGCAGUGCGCAAAUAUUACAUGGCUGGUGGAGAUUCAUUAGAUAACUGAUCAAAACUGCAGUAAUAAACUUCAAGAAGGAAGAAGAUCUAUCUCUAUGGAAAUAUUAGGCUUGGACAGUUAUUUCCUUCGCUGAAAAAAUGAAGACGUGUUCUUUUUCUUUAAUUAGUAAAUUAAUGUACAUCAAAUUGUAAUCAAACCAUGAUUAUAUAUGUUUCUGGUAUCUGUAUAAAUUAAUGAUCCUGGUCA